Molecule: messenger RNA, 2531 nt
Organism: Spodoptera littoralis (African cotton leafworm)
Lineage: Eukaryota; Metazoa; Arthropoda; Insecta; Lepidoptera; Noctuidae
Source: the annotation of a GenBank genome assembly
GGAUGUCGCUGAUCGUAACAUAUUGUUAGUUUUCAAGAGCGAUGUUAAAAUAUCGAUUAUUAUGAGCCGCCACGCGCGAAGCAACAGUUGAACGUUAUCAACAGGCGCGAACGCGCGGCGCCACUGUCCCGCGCUCCGCGAAUAUUUUCAAAUUAUUUUUUUAUUAUUUUUUUCCGAACUGUGCAAUGAAUUUUCAAAGUAAAGCCAAUAAAUAUGUGUGUCCGAACGAUCGGCAACUGUCACUGAGAGCCAAAUUACGCACAGGAUGGAGUGCAGCCCGCAGCGAGCCGCCGCUGACUGCGAGCGAGAGAGAGGCCAUAGCUGCCGUCGUCAAACGAGCUGAGAAAAUUGAUGAAGUCGAGGCUAAGAGAGUCGGCAGACUAGUGGCGAGGCUUGAAAGUAUGCGCCGCUCAGCCCAAGGCCCCGCCCCCCGCACCUGCCUGCUCUGCGGGGAGACUGCUCGCCUCCUAGCUCCACUGAGGACCUGCUCCAUCUGCAGACAUACAGCUUGCUCCAAGUGUGUCAUUGAAAAUCUUCCGCAUAGAUCUCCAAUAUACUCCAGAGAAGCGUACAUGUGCAACCUGUGCGCGGAGACCAGGGAGAUGUGGAAGAAGUCAGGCGCCUGGUUCUUCAAGUCGGUCCCCAAGUACAUACUGCCUGAUAGACGGACUACUGGACGGUAUCUAGACUCAGAGCUCGCCAGAUCUUUACAGGAAGCAGGGAACAGCAGCAACGAAGGCAAGACAGAUUCAGAGCCAGGGUCUCCAAUGAGUGUCCACGCGCCCUCCUUCUCCAGGCAGGCCAGCAACACUGAUAGCAGGAAGUCCAUCACAUCUCCACAUGACACCCACUAUGAAUGGAACGAAACAGACAUCCUAUCCCACGGCUUCAGUGGCCUCAGUCUCCAUAGACAGGACAGCCUCACACAAAGACCUCUAGCCUCCCUAAAAAGGACAGGCAGUAAGGGCAGUGCCUACAGUCUUCGCAGCAUGAGAAAAGAGAUGCCUAAACCUACCACCCAAAUUGAGAGACCCCCUACGAUACCUGAUGCUGGAUUUGGGACAUUAGAAAUUAAAUUGGCGUAUGAGAAUGCGACCUCAUCUUUGGCUGUAACUGUGUUAAGAGCUAGGGGUCUGAUCGGCAUGGACAUGACCGGACUGUCUGAUCCGUUUUGCAGAUUGGAGGUUUUACCUAGAGAGGGUUCCUACUCCAACAGACUACGAACUAAAACAGUCCACAAAACUAAGAACCCGGAGUUUAACGAGACACUGCACUUCUUCGGCAUCACUGAGUCGGACCUCGCUGUCAAAUCGCUGGAGAUCGUACUAUUUGAUGAUGACAGAUACGGUUGCGAUGAAAUGGGAUCUGCGACGGUGGCGCUGCGAGAAUGUGCGAAGUCUCCAGCCCAGUUACGCCUGGCUCUGUCAGGAUCAUCAGGUGCUGAACCUACUGGACCCAGGAUAUUGUUGGCUCUCUGCUAUAGCACGAAAAGGAGAGCCUUGGUGGUGACCAUCUGCCGUGGAGCUGAUCUACCGCCACAGGACAGCAAUGGCUAUUCGGAUCCAUUUGUCAAAUUGCAUUUGGAUCCCGACCCUUAUCACAAGAAGCACAAAACAUCUAUUAAAUGGCGAAACUUAAAUCCAGUUUGGAAUGAAGAAUUUCUUUUCGAAACUCGUCCCACGGAACUUUCCCGCCAAAAUUUGACAUUGACAGUUUGGGACAAAGACUAUGCUAGCAGCGGGGACUCAGACAAGGACCUGUCCCGUCCUGGCUCUGGCCUGAGUCCAGGGAUGGGCCGCAUCACAGGCUCGGCCAGUAUAGAGACUCUAGUGAGGGUCGGGAUUGAGAAGGAGCAUGGACUCAGUCCUGAUUCUAAGAUGGUGGUGCUACAUGACUUCACGCCUUGUGUUGAUGAUGAGUUGGAGGUAAAACGCGGCCAGAUAGUGAACGUCCUAUACCGGGAGAACGACUGGGUGUACGUGAUAGUGGCGGAGUCUCGGCGCGAGGGCUUCAUCCCGCACUCGUACUGCGCGCCCUGCGAGCCACACGACCUCAAGAAGAAACUACCCAGAAGUCGCUCACCCACUGAUCUGGCGCAUCGAGACGUUUCACAACUAUCGGUAUCAGACGGGGUGACGAACGACGGGCACUCUGAGCUGGGCAGCGAAGGAGAAGCCUGUCCAUUCAGCAAGGAUCCUUCAGGAAGAUAUGUGGUGCUGUAUACAUUUACUGCGAGGGACGAAAAUGACGCGCAGGCCCCGGACGACCUGUCGGUGAAGCGCGGCGAGUGGGUGUACGCCGACCUGACGCAGCAGACGGUGGAGGGCUGGCUGUGGGCGCACGCCCCCAAGGCGCGCCGCUCCGGGUUCAUUCCCACCGCCUACGCGCGCGCGCCGCAUACCACCGCGCUCUGACACUACGUACAAGGGAACUCGGACGUGAGGUGGUAAUCAAUCAUGUUUGUGUAAACAAAAUAUAGUUAGACAUAUACUUGUCAUUGUUGGAAUUGUGCCCGGUAUAUGGCAAUAGGC